AGGCGUGGUGGGUACGCGACAUUUUGCUGGUUAUCGACUUGUGUGCCUCUGGCGUUGUGUUUGGUGGUUUUUCGUGUGCGUUUUGGGGCACCCGGUCUCGUGUUUUAUCGGACGCGUCUCGUAGAUAUGUGAAAGGGGGCAGGCGAAGUGCCCCAUAAUGUUCGUAUACAGGUGAAGUGGGCCCCAUGUGGAUCGACCAUGGACGCAGAAACUAAGCAGAGGCACCGGCGAAGAAAAAGGGCUUUGCGUAUGGCUCAGGCCCAGCGCGAAAUGGCCAAAGAAGGGGAUAGUGGUGAGGAUGACUCUCCCGUUAGGGAGAAACCCCAGCGGCCCCCAAACAGACGUAAAAAAUCAAAGGAACCCCUCGUCGAAGAGGACAUCAUAGAUGGCUUUGCCAUACUUGGAUUUAAAUCUUAUGAGGACUUGGAGUUGGCGCUAAAGAUUCAAACCAAGGAGAACGUGAAAAGACUGGUAGACGUCGAGAGGCCGAAACUCGACCCCAUAAGGCCACACAUCAUAACGCACCACAUCUCCGCGCACCACGCACACGGUCUAACGUUACAAGAUCCUGCCACAAGCGAUGAUAGUGGUAGAGCGUCUGAAAGACUUACAAGUUCCUCAGUGGCUCCCAGAGACGCUGACAGCUCCAGGGAUAGACUUAGUGAUGCGAGCAGUCGCUGCAGUUCUGGCAAAGGAUAUAUCUGUGAUAGCGAGGGGGAUGACGAUAAGGGUUCCGAUGCGAGUUCGGUGAUAUUCGGUUCAGCCCCGGCGUCUCGGAAACACGAGUUUCCGGGUGCUUUACCUCCGAGCCUCCCUUUGAGCAAUGGAACGAGUAACUCCCCGGUGCCGGCGCCGACGCCCCCCGACUUGCCGGCACCGCUUCCGGCACCCGCGCAACUUCCUCCACCGCCUCCGCAACAUACGGCGGCAUCGGCCGCCGUUAGGAUAGAAGAAAAACCACCCCCACCGAUCCCACAAACGAUAUCUAGGGCUAUAUCACUUGAUAAAAAAAUUACGGCAACUGCAAUGGAUAUUCAAUUAACGGGUGCUCCAAAUUCACCGGUAACAAUCGGCGGACCCGGAGUGCCACCACAACAACCGCAACAACAACCGGCUCCGGCAGUGCCAAUGUUGCCACCCCACGAUUUGGCGCCAACAUCAAAUCGGUCCAGAACGGAAAGUCCGGCGGUCGCAACAUCUGCACCGGCUUAUCACGCUCCUUAUCAACCCCUUUACACACCGUACUCCCAAACACCGUAUUCGGCCCCCGUACACCAACCACCGGCGACUGUUACCGCUGUUGUUACGACUUCCGUUCCAACGGUUCAAGCGGUACAUCCGGUUCAUCCGGCAACGGUGGUCAGUAGGACCGCAUCAUCACCAAGGGGGCAUUCGCCGACGAGGGAAAGGGAAAGUUACAGCAGCAACGUAAGCAGUUUGAGUCGGAGCAGUGUAGCGACCCCGCAAGGAACAUCAAGUGGUAUUCCUCAACCCCAACCGGGUCAACCGACGCCAGCAGCCACCACGGUGUCUUCGUCUAGUCUAAGCUUAAAUAAAGUGUGGUCGGGGGCGGCUCAAGCCACUCAAUUGAGCCCCGCGCCUCCGCCUCGACCAACCCCGCCACUACACCAAUCGUUCACGCAACCGCCGAUGUUCGCAGCACCGCUUCCGCCAUCGUCUUCGGUGGCGCGAGCGUCGCCGUUAGCACCGACGGUGGCAUCGCAACCGCCCGCGUCGUCUGCUCCAAAUCCGAACCCGUUUUCUGCCGAGAAUCUCUUCCAAACGAACCAAGCGGACAUGCUUCGGAGGGAAUUGGAUAAUAGGUUUUUGGCGACGCAGGAUCGUUCUUUGAAUGUGGCGCCACCGCCGUAUCUUCGGACGGAAAUGCACCAACAUCAACACCAUCAUACGCACGUUCAUCAACAUACGACGAGUCUUUUACCACCACCACCAGCGUCUACGUUGUUUCCUUCUCCUUUGUUCAAGGACAUCCCAAAGUUGGGCUCCGUGGAAUCGCCUUUCUACCGUCAAAAUAUGGCUAUGUCCAAUUACCCGGGGUACACUCCUAGUCUUCUACACCCAGGCCUAACGGCCGGGCCCACACCGUUUGUGCCCCCUAAUCAUUUGGGACCAUUCCAACCAAAAGCGAUAGUGCCCGACCCCAGCAAACCCAAACCCACGAAAACGGGCAAGUGGAACGCGAUGCACGUGCGGAUAGCGUGGGAGAUUUAUCAUCACCAACAGAAAAGCGGCGAAGUCAAAUCUGGUCCAGCCAAAGAUCUAUUACGACCACCGACGCAUCUGUUUUCACCCAGUGUACAUCCGACACGACCACAUGAUCUAUCAUCGUUUCCCCCCUCGCUGCCUCAUCGACCACCAACUUACGACCAACCACCACACCACAGUUCCUUAUUUACAAGUCCUGCCUCACAUAUAGGUAGAUCAACAAUAUCUCCAUUCACCCGUUAUGGUACAACUGGUUUUAGUCCAGCGGGUGCUUCUCCUUUUGGAGUAUCGCCGUUCGCCGGCGGAAGAGAUUUGGGGUUGCAAUUACACGAUCCCUGGCGGAGUCUCCAACGGACAGUGCCAACAUUUCCUAGUGUUAGUGCCCUACCACCUAGUUUACCCGGAUUACCACCUCCCGCUCCGUGGGCAAUGAAACCUGAUCCACUCAUCGAACAACGGGAACGAGAAGAACGCGAACGACAGGAGAGGGAACGGGAAAGACUUCGAAGGGAACGGGAGGAACGCGAAAGGAGGGAGAGGGAAGAAAAACAAAGACGAUUAGAACAACAGGAGCGAGAACGUGAACGUCGUGAAAAAGAACGCCGCGAACAAGAACGAUUAGAACGAGAACAACGUGAACGCGAACGACUUCUCCAUCAGCAACGCCUCGAAUCGUCAAAAGCCCUAAAUCCAGUUCUACGCGAUCGAUCCCCACACAGAAAUGGUCUUUUGGAUCACGGGGAAGUCGUUCGAAUUAAAGAGGAACCUCGCUCGAAGGAAGAGGAACUCGCCCGCGUAACCGACCCCCGCUACCAUCCGUACCUGCGUCCACCAGCUCACGCGAUGCAACCCCCAAUGUUGGAUCGGGCACGUAUGCUUAGUCAAACAUUGGGUCAUCCGUACCAACCGCCAACUUCCCAUUGGCCCCCGCCGCCUCCCGCGGACGCGUUUUACCGAUACGACCACCUGAGAUACAAUCCGCUGAUCGACGCGAUGCGAGCGGAAGAGGAACGCGCGAAACUGUUCGGUGGGUAUGCGCCGCAUCCGGCGCAAUUACGGACAAAAGACCCCGCGUUGAUGCAUUUGAGGGGCCCCGGGCCGCCCCCACCUCUUGCACAUAAAUUGUGCGCGACACCUCCCACUGAUUUACACAAAAAGGAGGAGCCUCGAUAGCAGGAUCGAGGGUUGAGAAUUGAUUUGGAAGGAUCUAAACAACGAGUUGAAAGAUGAAGAUAGAAAAAAGACUUGAAAUGUAUGAGGAUAAUUUAUUUUUUUUUUUUUUCGAAUUGGAAAGAUAUUUUUUUAAAAACAAUUUAAAUUUAUUUUUUU
Messenger RNA from Onthophagus taurus, 3555 nucleotides. It is a transcript of the gene tay, whose product is annotated as tay bridge kinase. The record is from RefSeq and is a predicted model, not a curated record. Lineage: Eukaryota; Metazoa; Arthropoda; Insecta; Coleoptera; Scarabaeidae.